AUGCUUGACGACUUUGAUAAAGCCUGUGGAAAAAUCGGUCUUCGAUUAAAUUUCACAAAAACGUUGUUCAUGAAGAACGGAUUCGUUUCUCAUGUUCCAUUCACGCUCAACGGAACAAAUAUCUCCGAAUGCUCCAGUUAUAUCUAUCUAGUUCGGGAAAUCAAUAUGAUGAACGACCUAGCUGCAGAACUGAGCAGAGAGAAACGCGGCUUGGAGAGCAUUCAAGAGCAUCGAGGAUGUAGUGAAGAGAACAAAGAACAUCCGACUCCGUGCACACUUUUUCGACUCAACGGUACUUCUUGCCCUAACGUAUGCGUCAGAAACCUGGUCGCUGCGUAA
Messenger RNA from Angiostrongylus costaricensis, 339 nucleotides. NCBI's taxonomy places the organism in Eukaryota, Metazoa, Nematoda, Chromadorea, Rhabditida, Metastrongylidae. The record is from the annotation of a GenBank genome assembly.